AGUUUUUGUCUCUCAGUGAAACAAGUGGCUUUCUCAGCCUCUCUGAUGGACUCAGGCUAUGGAGAUGUUGGACCUUUUAAUGCAAAAACAACUCUGGUCUUCAGACGUGUUGUUACUAAUAUUGGAAAUGCCUACAACCCAAAUACAGGUUUUUUCAUCGCACCUGUGAGAGGAGUCUAUCACUUUGUGUUCCACAUACAUGGACAUGGACAUGCUUCACAUCCUACAGGAGCCGUGUUGUUUAAGAAUGGAGAAAUGACCUUCGUUGCAUACGAGCAGCAGCCUUCCCAUUUUGCAAGCAGUGCCAACAGUAUCACACUGCUGUUGGAGGUUGGAGAUGUUGUGUUUCUGCGUCAGAGGGAAAAUACAAGGAUUUAUGACAGUGACAGCCAUUACACCACCUUCAGUGGUCACCUGAUUUUCACCAUGUGAGCAACAGAUGUUAGAAAAUCAGAUGUUUUAUUCGAUCAUUUAACACAUUCAGCUAAUUUAUACAUAUUCAUCAUUUACCCCCCCCCCCAGCAUAGACAUGAACAGUCAUUUUUCUGAUGAGCUAGUUUGUUUGAUCUAAACCAGACAAAUUAGCAGCAAAUCAAAUCAGCUCAACUUGCCUAAUUUAUUUCUUUUUACCUUGCAAAGAUUUUAUUUAGCUCCAUAGAAACUGAUCGUCAUAUACUGCUCAAUUCAUAGAAAUGAACAUGUUUUAUACGUGUGAAUGACUUACUGUAUGUGCUUGUUUUUAUGUUUUAAAGCACAAAGUAAAAUCCUCAUUUAUGUAAACUACAUUUGUAACAAAUAGUGAUGUGUCGGUCACGAACGAACUGGCUCUGGUGAACGACAGAAGCCGUCUCGUCAUUGGGAGUUGUCCCCCCUCCCCCUCUUGUCUUGGUGAAAGCCACAGGCGUGGUCAACAUGUGCAACUGCAUGUCCAGACUGUCCACACACAGAUCAGUAGGGGCGGGGAAGAGGGAGGAUCAGACUCAGACACACAACAGAGCACAUACGGGUGAAGGAAGAUGAGAGGGAUUGAGGAGGAAAAAGGCGAGCGAGAGAGAGGAGAGUGUGACGAAGACGGCGAGAAAAUGAGCGACAGCAGUCGGAAAGUUGAGAUUUCUUAGUGUUCAGCUAAAAAAUCCAUAUAAAUGAUAAAUAUUUGGUAUAUUGCAUUUUUUUAUAUUAAUAAAUCAUUUUACAUAUAGUUUUGCAUGAAUUUUGGUGACAAAUAUACUUUACGCAACAGAAAAUCUGAGGAGCCACUUGGUAGCUGAAAGAGCCGGCUCUUUUUGGUGAGCUGAGCCAAAAUAAACGGCUCUCUAAAAAGAGCCGGAAUUCCCAUCACCAGGAACAAAACUGAAUACAGCCUAAACCCCUUCUGUUUAACUAGUUUGGAAUUAUUUGUAGGUGUGGCGCUGGAAUUUCAGCCGUAGUGCAGUGCCACACCUGGGAAACACCGACUACUUUAUGAAACAGCUCGACGUCACUACGGUCCCAUUACUCGGAAUGGAACCCUUUCUCACAGUGCAAAAUUAACACUGUAACGGAAUGAAAUGACUGUUUUCCACCUAAAAGUCAUUUUCCCCCUCUCCUCAGCAAGAACUAAUCUGCAUGAGAUAUUGCCUCAAGGUCUCAUGCAUUUGCUUCUAAACUGAUUUCCUUUCCAGCCCAAGAGAAGAAUGAAGACAAAGGACUCUUCCUUUUUAAUAAAUCAAAGAACUCUAUUUUUAAUAAGCUAAUUAAACAAAGUGUUAGUCAAUAACAAAAUGUGAACCAAUUUGUGAAAUGAAAAUAUUAAUUACUUUAUUAUAAUCCUACAUAAUAUAAUAAGUAAUACAACUUUAAAUGUUUCCAUUAGAGACUGAUCACAUGUAGCGUUAAGACCUGGCACAUUGCUUUUACUGAUCCAAUCAGAAUCUGCCAGAUCUGACGGAGGCGUGGUUUUGGUGAUGCUUAGUAAAUCAGUCAUCUUUUCAUUUGACCAUAAACCAAAACAUCCGAAGUAUAAAACUAUGCCCACAUCAUCUUUAACGCAGUUCAAAGCGUUCUAGAGACAUUGACGGAGUGGCCAAUCCGUAAUUUUUCCUUUUCAGCCGAAAGAACCAACGACAAGCUGGAUAAAAUCUGUUGCAUUUUACCAACCAAGCAACGGUUCCUUUCAGAAUAAAAGCUGAACUCAUUGACCCUCCGGGUCCAUCUGACACAGUUAGCCAACUGUCGCUUUUUACCUGGAGACAAUCCAAAGACUAGUCUGUCGUACUGCUGAUGCUGUUUCAUUGGCUCCGGUACCGAAAGAGAGGUUCGAGGACCUGGCAGUCUGGAUCUGUUCGGAGGUCUCAUUCUAAGGGUAUGUGUGGAGCAACAAAAAUGGCGUCUUAUGUGUUUAUGAAUCUCCGAAUCAAAGCUUAGCGCGAAGACAUCACCUUCACUCCCAUCGGAACUAAUCGUUUCUCCGGAUUUGCUGGUUCUGAACAACAUUCCACACUACACCAUUCUCCAUACCAAAGUACCAAAGAUCCAUAAGAUUGAUUUCAUAUUUUCUAUGGAAUCUCAUAUCUCAUGGUUCAUUAAAUAACAUGUAAAUUAACCCUUUAGAAGACCAACCCAAAAUAACACCCAGCAACUAACUACAACAUCCAACAAAACCCAACCCUAGCAGUAAACCCCCCCAAAAACACAUGAAAACACACCAAAAUAGAAAUAAUCAACUGAAAACCGGCUACUCUCAAUGCACCUUGCCCAUGGAUGGUGAACAUGCGCAUUGGCCUUUGUUUGGGCAGGCAGCUCAUGUGGCUAUCAUGUUGGGCAAUAAGGUAACUCAAUGGUUUUGUGUAGAAACAGAAAUUAACAGUAUUACAUUACAGUUGCUCAAGCACAUUAGCAAUCUUUGCAAAAUCAAGUUUAUUAAGUAGAUACAACAAAAUGAACUUUAUUAAAAGCAGCAAUAGGCAAAGUUUGUUUUUUGGGUGUAGGUGUCACGUCUCUUGUCUCCUGCAUCCCUUCUUGUCUCCUUCCCUGGCUGUGUCAUUUAGAUUCAUUCUAGUUCUUGUCUCUUUCAUUUCUUAAAUAUCCAGUUUUCAGACAAUAUUAGACAGGCAUCUUCUCUGGUCGUUUUUAAGUCUCUCCUCAAGACUCACUGUUAUUCACUGGCUUUUAACACUGACUGAUUAUUCUUAUACACUCCUGUUUUUAAGCAGUGUUGAGUUUAAUUUCUUUUACAAUGUUUUUGUAUGUUUUAAUAUAUUAUCCAUGUUUUUAUUGUUUUUAGUUAUGUCGCUAUGUUUUUAUCUGUGUGUGAAGCACUUUGGUCGAAAGUGCUACACAAAUAAAGGUGGAUUGGAUUGGA
Nothobranchius furzeri (turquoise killifish) is the source of this 3340-nucleotide messenger RNA. NCBI's taxonomy places the organism in Eukaryota, Metazoa, Chordata, Actinopteri, Cyprinodontiformes, Nothobranchiidae. The record is from RefSeq and is a predicted model, not a curated record.